CUGAUUGUGUUACUUUACAUUAGAAAGACGAGGGUAUUUUUGGUAGGAAAAUUCAUUCCAAGGUGUUUUCUUCUCGGGGACUUUCUAGUUUCUACUCUCUAAACUCCACUCUUAUUUUCUUCUUAACUCUAUCGCUUCCGAUUUUCGAUUUUGCGUCAUCUUUAUUCCAAAUUCAGCAAUAAGGGUUUCUUUUGUUCCUUUCGUAAUUUACCAUUUGCGAUGAGGAUCGAGGAAUUGGAAGAUGCAGAGUGUAGUAGGCAUGAAGAAGAGAAUUCCGAGAGGCAAAUUGUGAUGGUUGAUGCAAAGAGAGCGUUGGUUGGAGCAGGUGCAAGGAUCUUGUUUUAUCCAACACUUUUGUAUAACGUGGUUCGUAAUAAAAUUGAAACUGAGUUUAGGUGGUGGGAUCAAAUUGAUGAGUUUUUGUUGCUGGGCGCAGUCCCGUUCCCUAAAGAUGUUCCUGAAUUGAAGAAUCUUGGUGUUGGCGGUGUGAUUACUUUGAAUGAACCUUAUGAAACUUUGGUACCAUCUUCAUUAUAUCGCGCUCACGGGAUCGAUCAUUUGGUAAUUCCCACAAGGGAUUAUCUCUUUGCUCCCUCAUUCGUGGAUAUCAACCGGGCAGUGCAGUUCAUUCAUUAUAAUGCAACUUGUGGUAAAACAACUUAUGUUCACUGUAAAGCUGGGAGGGGGAGGAGUACAACAAUUGUGCUUUGUUAUUUGGUUGAAUACAAGCACAUGACACCUGCUGCUGCUCUGGAUUAUGUGCGGUCUCGAAGACCUAGAGUGCUACUGGCACCCUCACAGUGGAAGGCUGUUCAAAACUAUAACAAGCAAAGACCUGCUCAAAAUAAUAACAAGCAAAUAUCUGUUCAAAACUGUAACAAGCAAAGACCAUGUUCUUCACCAUACUCUCCCUCUGGGGACACGGUUCUCAUAACCAAAGAUGAUCUUGAAGGUUAUCAUAGCACAUCUGAUACUAGUAUGGAGCUGGCUAUUGUUCCUAAAGUGGCAAAGACUAAGCCCAUGAUAGCAAGACUAUCUUGCCUGUUCGCAUCUUUAAAGGUAUCCGGUGGUAGUGUACCAAUGAUAAGGCGGCUGCCCGUUUCAGAGUCACGUGCUUGCUAAGCCAGCUUGACACCCGUGUUCCAGGCAGGCGGCGUGUACAGAAGAUAAUGCCAAUAAGCGAAUAAUUUCCCACAAAGUCGGUACAACUGUGUAACAUGAAGAGAGGGUGCAUAGAAACAAAGAUAGAGGGAAGAUGAUGUUUACACAUUAAAGAGGAACAUCACAUCACGUAGUUUUCUUGUACAAAUAUUUACUUUUUUUGCAUGUUUGUUUAUCCAAGUGAAAUCCUUGUUCAAGUUUAAAGCAUUAUUGUUAAAGAAUUAUUGGUGUUAAAUCAACAGGAUUUGUCUUGUGGUGGCUAAA
This is a messenger RNA of Trifolium pratense (red clover), 1425 nucleotides long. RefSeq names its product phosphatidylglycerophosphate phosphatase PTPMT2-like. The transcript is spliced from 7 exons. The coding region runs from base 220 to 1122 and encodes 300 amino acids. NCBI's taxonomy places the organism in Eukaryota, Viridiplantae, Streptophyta, Magnoliopsida, Fabales, Fabaceae. Gene Ontology annotation, molecular function: protein tyrosine/serine/threonine phosphatase activity; phosphatidylinositol-4,5-bisphosphate 5-phosphatase activity. The record is from RefSeq and is a predicted model, not a curated record. Gene Ontology annotation, biological process: protein dephosphorylation.